This is a messenger RNA of Papaver somniferum (opium poppy), 2960 nucleotides long. RefSeq names its product protein NPGR1-like. The transcript has 6 exons. Gene Ontology annotation, molecular function: protein binding. NCBI's taxonomy places the organism in Eukaryota, Viridiplantae, Streptophyta, Magnoliopsida, Ranunculales, Papaveraceae. The coding region runs from base 509 to 2629 and encodes 706 amino acids. The record is from RefSeq and is a predicted model, not a curated record.
CAAAUUCAAAAGAUUGAAAAGACAAAAUCCAACGUGCAGGGUUCCUUUGCAGCCCUUGCUGUAAGCCUGUAAUUCAACCUCAAUCAGCUGCCUUUAUUUAUUACGACAUAUACCCAUAAUCAACGUCAGUUUGGUUGGUACAGAUCUCGAUUAAUAUCAUUAUUUUUUUCUCACGAGAAAAACAAAAAAUGUUUCAGAAAAUAAUACACAGCUCAUAAAUUCUCAUUUGCAUGUGCUAAUAUCUAUCAGUCUCAUUUACAGUGACACAAGAUUAGAACAACACAAAGUUGGGAACUUUAUUUUUUCUUUUCAGAGAAAUUUGCAAGAAUUUUGAUUAAUCAGAGGUUGCUUUCAUGGUGUGGUGUGGUGUACUAAAUAACAUUAUUCUGGAUUUGGGUUUCUGCUGGUACACUAUCUAUUUGAAGAAUUGAUUGGAAAAAAAGAAAAGAAGGGAUUUUUCAAAAGAGAUUCUUUGAGAAGUAGAAUUCAGUGAGAAGAUAAAUUCACAAUGUUGUGUGCUUGCUCUGGAGAGCAAUUCAAGUUCGAUGAGGUUCCGCAAUCGCCAGAAUCGCUUGCAACAAGAGAUUUCUCUGCCAGUGGUCUUUCAUCAAGGGCUGGAGAUUGGGAAUCAAAGUUUGAAGAAAGCCAGGUUGAUGAUGUUGAGUCCACUUUAAAAGAAGCUCUAUCUUUGAAUUAUGAGGAGGCAAGAGCAUUACUGGGGAGGCUUGAAUUUCAGAGAGGGAACUUUGAUGCUGCACUUCAGGUGUUUCAAGGGAUCAACACUCGCAGUAUAACACCAAAGAUGAGUGAAGCUAUUGCAGGAAGACCACGUCGGAAGAAAGGCCGUUCCAAAAGUGAGAAUUUUCAGGUGGGCUUAAUGUCAAUGCAUUCGGUGAGCCUCCUACUUGAAGCCAUCUUGCUUAAAGCUAAAUCAUUGGAGGCUCUUGGUUGUUCAAAAGAUGCUGCAAAAGAAUGUCGAAUUAUUCUGGAUACUGUUGAAUCAGCGCUGCCAGAUGGAAUGAUCGAGGGCAUUGCUGAAGACUGCAAGUUGCAAGAUGUGUUUCACAAAGCACUAGAAUUGCUUCCGAAAAUAUGGAAGCAGGCUGGUUUCCUUGAUGAAGCUAUUAUUGCUUACCGUAGGGCUCUAACGAAACCCUGGAACUUGGAUCCCCAAAAGAAGGCAGAUAUCCAAAAAGAUUUAGCUGUUAUUCUACUACAUGGUGGUGUUGAAGCAAGUCUUCCUCAUCAUUUGCAAAUGUGGGGCCCAACUACCCCCAAGAAUAACUUGGAGGAAGCUCUUCUUCUUUUGUUUAUACUCAUGAGCAAAAUGGCGUGUCAGGAAAUAGUUUGGGAUCCUGAAGUCAUGGACCAUCUAGCUUUUGCAAUUUCCAUAUCAGGGAAGCUCGAAUUUUUGGCUGAUCAUUUCGAACAGGUUCUUCCUGGUGUUUACAGCCGCUCUGAAAGGUGGUACUUUCUUUCUCUUUGUUACACGGCAGCUGGUCAAGAUGAAGUUGCCUUGAACCUUUUAAAGAAAGUAUUGGGUCCAUCAGAAUCUAGGAAUGAACCCCAUCUUCCUUCACUUAUGCUGGGUGCAAAGCUAUGUGGUCAAAAUCCCAAGCAUGCUACUUUGGGUCUAGAUUUUGCUCGGAGAGCAAUUGAAGCAACGAACCAUAAAAAUGAACAUCUUAUGUGGAGGGUUCAUCAAUUGCUUGGUGUUUGUUAUGGAGUUUCUGCUAGAGUUUGUUUGUCGGAUUCCGAAAGAUUUUUUCUUCAAAAUGAAUCUUUGAAAUCACUUAGCGAGGCUGCCAUGAUUGAGAGUGAAGACCCAGAAAUAAUGUUUAACAUAGGGCUGGAGAAUGCUGUGCAACGAAACCUGAAUGCUGCUUUAGAAAGUGCAAAAAGGUAUUCUGACGCAAUAGGAGGAAGCUCAGUACGAGGGUGGAAAUUACUGGCUUUGGUGAUAUCAGCAGAACAACGUUUUGAAGAUGCUGAAACUUUAGUUGAUCUUGCUUUAGAUGAUUGCGGAAGAAGGGACCAAUUGGAACUUCUUAGAUUGAAAGCAGUGCUUCAAGUUGCUCAGGAACAGCCGAGGCUUGCAAUAUCGACAUAUAGAAGUUUGCUUGGGUUGAUUCAAGCUCAAAAGAAUCUCCAAACGAACAACUUUCAUCAGGUAAUGGCUGAUGCAAAUUUAGAAGUGGAAGCAUGGCAGGAUUUGGCUAACAUCUACACGAAACAUGAAUCAUGGCCUAACGCAGAGAUUUGCGCAAAUAAAUCUAAGUCAAUCAAGUAUUAUUCUCCUAAAAGUUGGCAUGCAACAGGGAUGUUGUUUGAAGCUCAGUCCUUGUAUAAAGACGCGCUUGUGGCGUUCUCGCUCUCAUUAUCAAUCGAUCCAGAUUAUGUACCAAGCAUGAUUUCAACAGCAUCAGUGCUUAGGAAGCUCGGGAAGAAGUCACUCCCAAUAGCAAAGAGUUUUUUGAUGAAUGCUUUGCGAUUAGAACCCACAAAUCACGAAGCAUGGUUGACAUUGGGACAUGUCUCGAAAAUGGAAGGUUCGCUAGAUCAAGCUGCAGACUUUUUCCAAGCAGCACAUGAACUCCAACAAUCAGCUCCUGCUCAGAAUUACGUGUGAUAUUUUUCUUUGAAUAUCUAGAUGAAGUUGCACUUCCACGACAAGAGCCGUAAAACGACAAAAUCUGAUGAAAUAUUUUGCCAAAGCUAUCCCAUGAGGUGUCCCUAUGUAAUAAUGUAUGCGGUUCUUUUUUGUAAAUGGGAUAUGUAUAGAAGUUAGGUUAGUAAGAUGAAGGUACUGUGAAUGUAAUAGAGGCAUUUAGGUGCAGCAGAGAGAAUCCGAAACUCCUUUGUGGCCAAAGGAGAUGACAUUUGAUUGCAUAUAGACUUCUGCACCACGCUGAUUAUUGGAAAGAGUUAAUAUAAGUAGAGACUAUAAUGUUCGUUUGAAA